AUGGUCCGAGCCCACUCCGAAAAAGCCCCGGUGGAGACCUCCCUGCUGCUGAGGGUGGAGCUUCCUGCAGUUGGCUUCGACUUUCUGCAGAAGUUUUCGGUGAAGCCCGGAGCUGUCUUUUCGCGGGUGCAGACGGCCAUCGUGGACACUUUCGACGAGCUUGCCGUCAGACUGGAGGGCGACCUGCUCGAUGCUGGCCCUUGCAACAACGACCUGUACCAGGUGGCGAAGCUACGUUGCGAGCAGCACCUUCAGGACUGGCAGGCGAAGCUCUCACAGGCCACCACAGCAAACCUGCGCGCCCAACGGGCGAGGAGUGAGCUGGCGAGGAUGAGGGAGGCUUACUAUCGAGAGGUAGCUGGCCUGCGCCAGCAGCUGGUCCGUAAGCAGCAGGCCGAGGAGAGAGGAGAUGAGUUCGUCCCCGACAUUAUUUCACACUUCUCCGUCAGCGAGCGUCCGAGCGAGGCAGAGGUGGAUGAGCUGCUUGAGGAGCAGAAGAAGCGAUUGGAGGAGCAGCACCUGGUCCAGCUCGAGAGACUUACGAAGGAGAACCAGCAGCUACUCUACAAGCUCAAGACCAAAGCCAUGCAGGCCAACCUUCAGGGCGAUCUGCUGGCGAAAAGAAUGGAGGCUCCAGAGCAACUGGACGCGGCUACACAGACAGUGGUGGAGAAGCGGGAGAGCAAGGCAACCGAGACCGUUUGUGUAAGCACGUCCACUGCCGAAGUCCAAACCCUGGACGAUGUGCCAAUGACCGACAGCGCGGGCAACCGACAGAGCAAGGAGGUCCAAGAGGAGGUGGACCUUGAAGUGGAUGACUUGGAUUGCUUGGACUGCUUGGACCUCGAUGUCACGGUGACGUCAAUGGAGAUACCUGAGGCGAACCGCGCCAACUCUCGAAGGAAGAACUCCAAGGCCCGCGAAAGAUCGGCGGGAUCCGUGGCCACGAAUGACAGCGAGGCUUUGGGCAAGCGAGCCUCGCAGCGCAGGAGGUCCACAUCGCGCGACCUGUCAGGUCUGAGGAAGGCCGCUCCGCGAAAGAUCUCAGUGGAGAGGGACAGCUCGGUGUCGGACCGCGAAAGCAGCGUGGGCAGUGUGGGCACAGAAGUGAGUCGUCAGCCGGCACUCCUUGCGGCGAACAGGUCUGAGAGGGGAAUCCAAACGUCCCUGGACGCAGAGGUUCUGCGAGCCGCCGAGGAGGUCUUGGAUGGGCGCCACGCAAAGCCGGAAUCUCCUGUCUCCCCCCGGUGGCGGCAAGUUCGGGAGGCGCAGCUCCGGCGCACAAAGGUCUCCUCCGCGUCCACGCAGGUCGACCCCACCAUGUUGGGCCCGGUGGAGUUGCAGGAGCCCGCCGAACCCCGCGAGCUGCGCGAGCCCCUCAGGAUAAGGAGGCCAUGGACUCAAGGACUUGAGUCACCAGCCGCAGCAUUCCCGGCCUUCGCCACGGAGGACGAGCGUCUUGUGUCGCUGGACUCGGAUGAGGAGGAGGCUGAUGAGCUUCCAUGGAAGUUCGUGAAAUCUUCGCCCCAACGUUCCACGCUGCCGGAGCUCAAGUCGCCAAAGAAAGCCGCCGUCACGCUGCCCUCGCCGGACGACAUCAGUGGUCCGCUGCUGUUCUCAGUCAGCUCACAGGGGCAUUCUGCCGCGAUGGUGUCCCGCAGCGAUGGUGCCCGACCUUCGCAGCGAACCAUCAGCAGGCCGAAGCUGUCGCAGACCUCGACGCCUUCCCCUCGAGCAAAGUUCAGCACGGGCGGAUAG
Symbiodinium natans is the source of this 1758-nucleotide messenger RNA. Lineage: Eukaryota; Dinophyceae; Suessiales; Symbiodiniaceae. The record is from the annotation of a GenBank genome assembly.